This is a messenger RNA of Ostrinia furnacalis (Asian corn borer), 517 nucleotides long. RefSeq names its product anaphase-promoting complex subunit 15B. Bases 106 to 492 code for a protein of 128 amino acids. The transcript has 3 exons. The record is from RefSeq and is a predicted model, not a curated record. Gene Ontology annotation, cellular component: anaphase-promoting complex. Gene Ontology annotation, biological process: regulation of mitotic cell cycle spindle assembly checkpoint. NCBI's taxonomy places the organism in Eukaryota, Metazoa, Arthropoda, Insecta, Lepidoptera, Crambidae.
GUUCGGCGGCAGCUGUCACUGAAAGGCGAACGAAGGAUUUUGUUUUCCGUUUUUGCUUUUUCACUUGCUUGUGAUUAUUGAUAAAUAAAUACAACAAUAUAAACUAUGAAUAUUCCUUUCCCAGUGUUAACUCCUCGUUUAGUUGAUUCUAAGUGGUUUAGUGCUGACAGCCCUGUUGAUGAGGAAGCUGAAUUAACAGCUCUAGAGCAAGCGAACCAACAUUGGUUGAGUUCCAUUGGCCAACAAUACAUGAAAAGAACUCCACUCGGAAAAGCUGAUCCAGAACCUAUGGAAGAAGAAGCUGAUAGUGAUGAGGAAGAAGGAAAUGAUGAAUCAGAUGAGUCUGAAGAAUCUCAUGACGAAGAUGAAGAUGAAGAAUUAAGGACAUCUUAUUCACCAGCCAGGAACAACAAUGAAUUAGAACCAGACAGCCUCGAUGAUCUCAAUGAUGCUCCAGAGUUGAAUACAUCUGACCAAAGCGCACUAUAUUAGAAAUAAACUUAUUCGAAAAAAAAUA